GAUUGAACAUAACCUUAAAAAAAUUGACAUUUAAAUUUGUUUACAUUGUCGGCUGCUACAUUUUUUUUCAUGAUUUUUACCCAUACUAGAGCAUUAGAGUAAUAAAAUAUUAAAAAAUAUUCACUUGGAAUGUCACAAUUGAAAUCUAAUAGAUUUAGAUACGUGUUAAGAAUGACGAGAAGAAAUUUAUUUGACAAAUGAUGAAGAAUCACCAAUUCUCCAUUCGGAAGAUGAUUUUAAGAAGAUCGUACAUUAAGAUAAAUAUUCUCUCUCUAAUUUUAAUUAUUUCAAUUUUCCUCCUCUUUAUUUAUCUUUUCAUGCCCUUUUUAUGUUCCUCCAAGGAGCACAAUUUAUCAAAAUACAACAAAUCAAAAUAUCGCCUUAUCGUUCUCGUUUUAAGUGGUAUUGAUCAUUUGGAGCAUCGCGAUACAAUCAGAAAAACCUGGCUUUCCGAAAAAUAUAUUGAUGUUAAAUACCUAUUUGCCUUGGGGACCUUAAAUAUUCAUCCGAGUCAAAGAAUCACCCUCGAUUCGGAGCAACAGAAAUUUAACGAUCUUCUCUUUUUACCAAAUCUUCAAGACACUUAUGGAACAAUAACAAAAAAAGUUCUUCAAUCUUUCUUCCAUAUUCAGAAUGAGUAUGAUUUUGAUUUUAUUCUUAAGUGUGAUGAUGACAGUUUUGUUCUUAUUAGUCGAAUAUUGAGAGAAUUGGAAAGAUGGGAGCGAGAGGGAACGAAGAAAUAUUUAUACUGGGGAUUUUUUAAUGGAAAAGCACAAGUUAAGAGAAGUGGACCUUGGAAGGAGACGGAGUGGAUAAUGUGCGAUAAUUAUUUACCCUAUGCUCUAGGUGGUGGUUAUAUUUUAUCAUACAAACUUGUUGAGUUUAUUGCCAAAAAUGCAGAACAUUUAAAGCUCUAUAAUUCUGAAGAUGUUUCCGUUGGCUUGUGGCUUGCACCAGUUGCAAAUAUAGAAAGAAGACAUGACGUCCGCUUUGAUACUGAAUACCGAUCCAGAGGAUGCUCGAAUCAAUAUUUAAUUACCCACAAACAAACAAUUGACAAUAUGAGAAAUCUCCACGAAUUUUUUCAAUCAAAUGGUAUAUUGUGUUCGAAAGAAAUACAAAGACGAAUGAGUUACCAAUAUAAUUGGACUGUGCCUCCUAGUCAAUGUUGUAAUCGACAGUCAGGUAUUCCCUAAGUUUUGUUUUUAGAACCAUUUCUAAAUUUUAUCUUGACGUUAUUUAGAAACAUUUAAUAUCGAUUAACUUGUCAUUUUCUAUUUCAUCUGUUAAUUUUUUAUUUUUUAAAUCAAAUUUUUCAAUUGAUAGAAGAAACUUGCUUUGUGGAGUUUUCUCUAUUUCCAUUAGGCUUGUAGAUAAGACAUUUUUGUGAUAUUUAGUAAGUAAUGACGAUUAAAAAUUAGGAGGAAGAAGCUCGCUAUAGAAAUAGUGUGUAUUUUGUACUUGCAUUUAGUAAAAAUAUUUAUAAAGAAAAAUAAAUAACAUUCAUUACUUGAAACAAUA
Messenger RNA from Leptopilina heterotoma, 1521 nucleotides. RefSeq names its product beta-1,3-galactosyltransferase 6 (gene beta3GalTII). The record is from RefSeq and is a predicted model, not a curated record. Gene Ontology annotation, molecular function: UDP-galactosyltransferase activity. Gene Ontology annotation, biological process: glycosaminoglycan biosynthetic process. Gene Ontology annotation, cellular component: membrane. NCBI's taxonomy places the organism in Eukaryota, Metazoa, Arthropoda, Insecta, Hymenoptera, Figitidae. The transcript is spliced from 2 exons. The coding region runs from base 198 to 1196 and encodes 332 amino acids.